GGUACCUGUAUGUAGUUCUUGAGGUACUAGAAUGUCCUCAACACGUCUGAGGUAUCUGUCCGUUUCGAGCAUUCUUUGAGCAUUUUUUCCUUGGUUGCACAUUCUAUGUCAAUCAUUUCAUACAGCCAGAUAUAUAGGUCAGCAGCCCUCUUUCCUCCGAUGCACCCUUACAACUCUGUCCAUUUCAUCCCCAUCAUUCUACUCCGACACCUUCCCUCGUUCGUAUCAGCCUCACAACACAGCUUGACCUCCAGAGACCCACCAGAGCAAUUAUCAACUUCCCCUGCAUUCUGUCACAAACCUUCAACUUGCAAUGGACGACAACCCCCCCAUGACAGUCCUGACCGCCGCCUACGGAAUUUCAUUCGCCCUCCUUUGCGUCGUAAUGUGGUUCGUCCCAGAACCCAAGCUCUCUAUCGUGUGCGGCAUCUUGAUCAUUAUCGCUUCCGACGUCACGUUCCACUUACGGGAGAUCAUCGCGCUGCAAAAGAAGCAACUACAAAAGCAUCAGAUUGCCAAGUUGACGGUAGACAAGAUUGACGAGUAUACCACUCUAUACGGAUCUCUAGUCGAAAAGGUCCUUGUCCUGAACAAGGAGCUUCUCCUCCAACACCAGGAAAUGCUUGCUCAUUCAAAGGACAAACUUGCCCACGACAAGGACAAGCUUUCUCAGGAGAAAGAGACCCUUCCCCAAUACAAAGAGAUCGUGGCCAUGCAAAAGGAAAUUCUGGGCUCGAGGAAAGAGAGGGUUGAUCAAGACAACAAGGCGGACGUUGCUCAUGAGAAGGAGACACUUGACCAAUACAAGGAAACUGGCAGCGUGCACAAGGAGUUACUGGGUCAAUGCAGAGAGAUACUUGGCUGUCAGAGACGUCUAGGGUCGAUGACCGACAGAAGUGCGGUUCUACAGUUGAGGAUGGGCGAUAUGCUGAUGGUGCAGCUGAGGCAGUUGGAUGUGCUUCUCAGGAAACUGGGAGUGGAGGUGAGGCCCCCUUUACCGCCUGCAACUGGUCUUAGACCAAGCAGGUCUGGAGACCAUGCGCAAUGAGAUGGCCAGAGCCACAUACGACUGCAUUGAACGGAGCAUGCAAUGGCCGAACAGAAUAAUAUAUUUGAUUGUUAGGGCGUAGGACACGAUCUUGCUGUAUCUGAGACGGAAGGAAGACUGGGCCGUGGCGCUCAAUGGGAAGAUUCAUCAUUGAUAGAGGAUAGGUGAAUUUAGCAUGGGGAAGUACAGCAGGGGUAGUCAUGAAGAUACAAUGGCAAUAGGUGUACAAGACACUCUCUACCUCU
This is a messenger RNA of Neurospora crassa OR74A, 1293 nucleotides long. RefSeq lists its product as hypothetical. Lineage: Eukaryota; Fungi; Ascomycota; Sordariomycetes; Sordariales; Sordariaceae. Bases 314 to 1048 code for a protein of 244 amino acids. The record is from RefSeq and is a predicted model, not a curated record. The transcript has a single exon.